AUGUCGUUAGCAAAUUUUGAUCCAAACAAGGCGGACAACCUAGAAGAUGUGGAAAAGGAAUUUGCAGUUAAAGCGGUGGAGCAAAUGAUUACGUACUGGAAGCUUUUGGGUGCAAUCAAAGGUUCAAAACUCAAACUUACACCAUAUGACAAUGAGAUAUUUACUGAGUUCCAGAAAGAUUUCCCUGAGUAUAAUGGGAAGGAAGGUUUGGAACAUAUUUCGGAAGAUCAAAUGAAAUCUAAGGAAAACAAGGCACGUUGGAGAGAUUUCUUUAAGAAGUUCGACAAAAAGAUCGAGGAUUACAACUUUGGAACGCUUUUGCGUGUAAAUUCGAACGAUGAGUACGGCAAGGACAACUCCAUUUUUGUUGUGAGGUUACAAUUUUACGCCUUUGAGAUCGCCAGAAACAGACUUGGCUUGAAUGACUGGGUGUCUGAAUCUAAGUGA
Molecule: messenger RNA, 447 nt
Organism: Brettanomyces bruxellensis
Lineage: Eukaryota; Fungi; Ascomycota; Pichiomycetes; Pichiales; Pichiaceae
Exons: 1
Coding region: 1-447 (148 amino acids)
Cellular component (GO): cytoplasm
Source: RefSeq, a predicted model, not a curated record